CAUCUUUCCCUCGAUCCUGACUAGUCUCCCAGUCCCUGCCACUGAAAAACAUCCCCACAGCAUGAUGCUGCCAUCACCAUGCUUCACCGUAGGGAUGGUGCCAGGUUUCCUCCAGACAUGACGCUUGGCAUUCAGGCCAAAGAGUUCAAUCUUGGUUUCAUCAGACCAGAGAAUCUUGUUUCUCAUGGUCUGAGAGUCCUUCAGGUGCCUUUUGACAAACUCUAAGUGGGCUGUCAUGUGCCACUGUGUUCUUGGGGACAUUCAAGAACAUUCAAGAACAUUCAGUGCUGCAGAAAUGUUUUGUUACCAUUCCCCAGACCUGUGCCUCGAAACAAUCCUGUCUGGGAGCUCUACGGACAAUUCCUUCGACCUCAUGGCUUGGUUUUCGCUCUGACAUGCACUGUCAACUGUGGGACCUUUUAUAGACAGCCUUUCCAAAUCAUGUCCAAUCAAUUGAAUUUACCACAGGUGGACUCCAAUCAAGUUGUAGAAACAUCUCAAGGAUGAUCAGUGGAAACAGGAUGCACCUGAGCUCAAUUUCGAGUCUCAUAGCAAAGGGUCUGAAUACUAAUGUAAAUAAGGUAAUUCUGUGAAUCUAGUGAAUGGAGUGUUUGGAGGCUCUAUUGUGAUUAGAAUCAACAAUGACUACAUUUCCCUCACCAGCAAGAGACGCAAUCACUCCCUGAGAGUUCCAGUGACCUUUGACCCAAGUAUGGCUACCACCCAGGGGACCACCGUGCCCCCCUCCCAAUCCCCAGGUUUAGGUGUACCCACCCUGGUCACUGUAGACAUUGUGGUGCUCGUUGUCUACUUCCUCCUUGUACUGGCUGUGGGCCUCUGGUCCAUGUGGAAAACCAAGCGGAGCACGGUGGAUGGAUACUUCCUGGCAGGAAAGAGCAUGUCCUGGUGGCCGGUGGGCACCUCUCUGUUUGCCAGUAAUGUGGGUAGCGGCCACUUCAUGGGCCUGGCUGGCUCAGGAGCGGCAGCGGGCAUCAGUGCUGUGGCAUAUGAGUGGAACGGGAUGCUGAUGGUGCUGCUCUUGGGUUGGCUUUUCCUGCCCAUCUAUAUUGCUUCCGGGGUGACAACCAUGCCUGAAUACUUGCAGAAGCGAUUCGGGGGGAAGAGAAUACAAUUAUUCAUAGCUAUUUUGUAUUUAUUCAUUUACAUCUUCACAAAGAUAUCGGUGGAUAUGUAUGCUGGGGCAGUGUUUAUUCAACAGGCCCUGCAGUGGAACAUCUAUGUAGCUGUGGUGGUGCUUCUGCUCAUCACUGCUCUCUACACUGUAGCAGGUGGUCUGGCUGCAGUCAUGUACACAGACGCUGUCCAGACUGGCAUCAUGUUGAUAGGAGCACUCACCCUCAUGGGCUUCAGUUUCGCUGAGGUGGGGGGCUGGAACGCCCUCCUAGAGGGGUAUGCUACGGCCAUCCCCUCGGUCCGCGACCCCAACACCACAUGUGGCAUCCCCCGGGACGACGCCUUCCACCUGUUCCGUGACCCUGUGACCUCUGACCUGCCCUGGCCGGGCAUCCUCCUGGGCAUGUCCAUACCCUCCAUGUGGUACUGGUGCUCAGACCAGGUGAUAGUGCAGCGCUCCCUGGCUGCCAAGAACCUGCUCCAUGCUAAAGGAGGCUCCCUGCUGGCUGCCUACCUCAAGAUCCUGCCCUUCUUCAUGAUGGUCCUGCCCGGCAUGAUCAGCAGAAUACUCUACCCAGACGAGGUGGCGUGUAGUGACCCUGAGGUGUGUACUGAGGUGUGUGGGAACCCAGUGGGCUGUUCAGACAUCGCCUACGCCAAACUGGUCAUGAAGCUACUGCCUUCAGGUGAGGAAGUCUUCUUCUCUCUGUAACAUUUUGUAUAUCUCUUUCUAUCUGUCUUUCUCACUUCCUGUACACACAAACACCUUGUGGUAUCCCAGGAGGUCUACCCCGGGGGGUGUUAAUAGAGGGGAGGUACGUGAGGCGACGUUGGCUACCUCUGCUGGGAAUACGGGAGCUGUGCACCCUGACACGGACAGCUCUAAGUGGAGGUAAUUAGAGGAAAGGGCCAAUCAGCCGUGGAGGCCAAAUAAAAGGAGCACGGAGGCCCACCGCGGGAAAGAAGGGGGAGAGACCGACACCAAGCAAAAGUAGAGAAGA
This is a messenger RNA of Salvelinus fontinalis (brook trout), 2135 nucleotides long. Its product is annotated as sodium/myo-inositol cotransporter 2-like. Gene Ontology annotation, biological process: transmembrane transport. The coding region runs from base 713 to 1846 and encodes 377 amino acids. Gene Ontology annotation, molecular function: D-glucose:sodium symporter activity. Gene Ontology annotation, cellular component: plasma membrane. Lineage: Eukaryota; Metazoa; Chordata; Actinopteri; Salmoniformes; Salmonidae. The record is from RefSeq and is a predicted model, not a curated record. The transcript has 10 exons.